AUGGACGGGGAUGACCUCAUCGCCUCGGUUUACCGCAAGAUCGAGCGGGAGAAGGCCUUGAUCACUGCGGCUUCUAAUAUGCGACAGUCGACCGAUAACCCUCUGGUGCAACAACGAGUCGACGCAAACAUUCGCGAUGGUCGGAAGAACAUUGCCUACUUGGAGGAGAAGAUGAGGGAGUUGCAGAUUCGCCGCAUCGACGGUGGCUCCCCUACGGAAAAGCGUCUCCCGCCCGGUCCUGAUUCAGGUCCGGCUCCCCCUCCCAAGGACUACGACGAGCAGGACGAGUAUGGAGAGUCGGCCUAUCCGCACGAAGGAGCCGGCACCAUGCCGGCGGGCGCUCCCUUCAAAGACCCCCGACCCUUCGCCCCCGUGCCCAAGGCCCGUCCUAAUUAUACGAAACUUGAUCUGAUCAAAUACGACACUCAAUACCUUGGACCCAAGAUCCAGCUCAUGUUGUCCCAGCUUGAAUUCAAGCUGAGCGUGGAGAAGCAAUACAAGGCUGGUAUUGAGAAAAUGGUUCGCCUCUAUCAGGAUGAGGGCGACAGGAAGAGCCGCGCCGACGCCGAGGGUCGGCGAAUUGAGAGUAAUCAGAAGAUCCAAUUAUUGAAGCAGGCCCUGAAGCGAUAUGAGGAUCUUCACGUCGACAUCGAGUCCUCAGAUACUCCAGAUGAUGAAAGUUUAAGCACGCCGAACUUGCGCAAGCCCCUCACCGGUUCCUUGACCAUGCGAAUCGUUGCCGUGAAGGAUGUGGACCAUGCCGCUGGCUCUAGAUUCUCUCGAGGCCCCGAGACAUUCGUGGUCAUGAAGGUCGAAGAUGCCAUCAAAGCCAGAACGAAAGCUACUCGAACCGACAGAUGGCAAGAUGAGAUUUUCAAUAUUGAUAUCGACAAGGCCAAUGAGAUCGAGCUUACUGUAUAUGACAAGUCGGGCGAUAGGCCAACUCCGAUCGGUAUGCUGUGGGUGCGCAUUUCUGAUAUCGCCGAGGAGAUGCGUCGCAAGAAAAUCGAGACCGAAUUUAAUACAUCCGGCUGGGUUUCUGCCGAUAAAAUGGAGGACGGGAGCACGCCUGGGCGGCCCGAUACGGCCGGGCAGAUGGGCUCGCCUCAUGCUCCAGGCCCUGGUGCCCCGGGUCAAGGUUACGGAGGUGCUCCUCCCGGCGCACCUGGCGGUGGCUCUGUGAUGGUCGAUGCUUGGUUUGCGCUGGAACCUGUUGGGCGGAUUCAGCUGUCGCUGAGUUUCGCCAAGCAGUUGAAGGAUCGCCGGCCAUUCGAUAUUGGCCUGAAUCGUCAAGGUGCGGUUCGUCAGAAGAAGGAAGAGGUGCACGAAAAGCAAGGACACAAGUUUGUCACGCAGCAGUUCUACAACAUCAUGCGCUGUGCGCUUUGUGGCGACUUUUUGAAGUACGCUGCCGGUAUGCAGUGUGCUGAUUGCAAGUACACUUGUCACAAGAAAUGUUACCCCAAGGUUGUCACCAAGUGUAUCAGCAAGGCCAACUACGAGACGGACCCCGACGAGGAGAAAAUCAACCACCGCAUCCCACAUCGUUUCGAGGGCUUUGCCAACAUCUCCGCCAACUGGUGUUGUCACUGCGGGUACUUGCUGCCCUUUGGGCGCAAAAGCGCCAAACGAUGCUCAGAAUGUGGCCUUACGUGCCAUGCCAAUUGUACCCAUCUCGUACCUGACUUCUGUGGCAUGUCUAUGGAAGCAGCCAACCAGAUUCUGGAAACCCUGAUUCGGGCCAAGAAUCACAACAAAUCCGCCUCUGUUAGUUCCGGUCUUAGUGGCCGUACCCUUCGAUCGGGAGGCCCGCCGCAGGCCUCGAUGGACAAUGCCGCUCUUGCCUACCCACAGAAACCUGUCGAGAGCCCUUACGGGGCCCCUCAGAGACAGCCCUCCGCCGAAGCUGUUAGCGCUGCCACUAACUCUUAUAUACCCCCGCAGUCACCAACUGCCGCCCAGCGUCAACAGAUGCCCCCGAGAACCUCGUCUUCCAACAGCCCUGCUGCCGCCGCCGCCGCCGUGGCAAGCGGUCUCCGUUCGCCCCAGCAGUCACCAGGUAUGUUCACCCAUAAUGCCCUUGUCGCAGCAAAGACAAAGUUGACGUUUGAUUUUCAAGUUGAUGCUCGUCCUGUGCAACCUCAACCGCCUCCGCAUGCCCAUUAUGACCCUGCGGCGUACGCUUCUUACCAGCAGGGUAUGCCGCCGCCUCAAGUGAUGCAGCAGCAGCAGCAGCAGCAACAGGUGGUUACCUCACCUUAUGGCAUGCCCCAACAGCAGCAGCCUAUUCCAGCAAUGCAACAGCAGCAGAUGGCUGUGAAGGAAGACAUUCAGCCUCAAGUACCAAAAACCAGAAUUGGACUGGACCACUUCAAUUUCUUGGCUGUUUUGGGUAAGGGUAAUUUCGGAAAGGUCAUGCUGGCGGAAACCAAGAGUACCAAGAAGCUUUAUGCCAUCAAGGUGUUGAAGAAGGAAUUCAUCAUUGAGAAUGACGAAGUGGAAAGCACCAAGUCGGAGAAGCGCGUCUUUUUGAUCGCUAACAAGGAGCGCCAUCCUUUCCUUCUCAACCUUCAUGCUUGUUUCCAGACCGAGACUCGUGUUUAUUUCGUCAUGGAGUACAUUAGUGGUGGUGAUCUGAUGCUGCACAUUCAGCGUGGCCAGUUCGGCCUGAAACGGGCACAGUUCUACGCUGCCGAAGUUUUGCUGGCACUCAAAUACUUCCACGAAAACGGUGUCAUUUACCGUGACUUGAAGCUUGAUAACAUUCUGAUGACCCUGGAUGGUCAUAUCAGAAUCGCUGAUUAUGGUCUUUGCAAGGAGAAUAUGUGGUAUGGGGCAACCACAAGCACAUUCUGUGGUACCCCUGAGUUCAUGGCACCUGAGAUUCUCUUGGACAAGAAAUAUGGCCGAGCGGUGGAUUGGUGGGCUUUCGGUGUGCUCAUCUACCAGAUGCUUCUCCAACAAUCGCCCUUCCGCGGUGAAGACGAGGACGAAAUUUACGAUGCCAUUCUGGCAGAUGAACCGCUAUAUCCCAUUCACAUGCCUCGGGACUCGGUGUCUAUUCUUCAGAAGCUGCUCACCCGCGAGCCAGAGCUGCGACUUGGUUCGGGACCAACGGAUGCCCAGGAGGUCAUGUCCCAUGCCUUCUUCCGGAACAUCAACUGGGAUGAUAUCUAUCACAAGCGUGUCCCCCCGCCGUUCAUGCCGACCAUCUCCAGUCCGACCGAUACCAGCAACUUCGAUCAGGAAUUCACCAGUGUUACACCGGUUCUUACCCCGGUGCAGUCAGUCCUCUCUCAAGCCAUGCAGGAAGAGUUCCGUGGCUUUUCGUACACUGCGGACUUCGCUUGA
This is a messenger RNA of Aspergillus affinis, 3351 nucleotides long. RefSeq names its product protein kinase c (gene pkcA). Gene Ontology annotation, biological process: protein phosphorylation; fungal-type cell wall biogenesis; signal transduction. Gene Ontology annotation, molecular function: ATP binding; diacylglycerol-dependent serine/threonine kinase activity. Lineage: Eukaryota; Fungi; Ascomycota; Eurotiomycetes; Eurotiales; Aspergillaceae. The transcript is spliced from 8 exons. The record is from RefSeq and is a predicted model, not a curated record. Bases 1 to 3351 code for a protein of 1116 amino acids.